This is a messenger RNA of Chondrus crispus (carragheen), 249 nucleotides long. RefSeq lists its product as hypothetical. The transcript has a single exon. The record is from RefSeq and is a predicted model, not a curated record. Bases 1 to 249 code for a protein of 82 amino acids. Lineage: Eukaryota; Rhodophyta; Florideophyceae; Gigartinales; Gigartinaceae.
AUGCAAACGCGACGUGCAAAGUUGGAAAUUCACGUUCUAGUGGCAGGGGCUUGCGCUGCUGCCUUUGACAUGAAACACUUACCAGACCGAAGACAACAACUCGUCUUAAGGGUAUGUGAAGCAAGUGUCGACCCAGUGCGGGGCUUGUCGUUUGGGUUUGAUCCAAGUGAUAGCCACAAAGACAAAUGCCAGCACAUGACAGUGCAGUUUUCGUGCCCGCUGCGAGAGGAGCAAAUGACUAGCACCUGA